UACGCUGCAUACAGCUGACAUUCGGAUUUCAGAGAGCAGAUAACCUCCAAAAUUUGAUACGUAAACGAAAGUGCUUCUAUUCCCAGUUUUCUUUUACGUUUAAUUAUAGUUUUGUUAUCAGUUCUAGUGUCACUCAUUCUCUUGCUAUCUUAACAUUCUUAUUGAAUAAUAUAAAGUAGGCACUUGAAUGAUUGAUUUCAAAAAUGAAGAACUUAAAAGUGACAUUCCUUCAUCCUGAUCUUGGUAUCGGUGGUGCUGAAAGACUUGUGGUAGAUGCGGCAUUAGCUCUGCAUAACAAAGGACACAAAGUUCAAUUCCUGACAACUCAUCAUGACUCCUCACAUUGUUUCAAAGAAACAAAAGAUGGAACUCUACCAGUGACGGUGGUUGGCGAUUGGUUGCCUCGCUCCGUGUUUGGAAGGUUGUACGCACUGUGUGCUUACAUUCGCAUCAUCUAUGCUGCUUUCUACUUGGUGUUAUUCAGUGAUUCAGAACCUGACGUGGUAUUCUGUGAUCAGAUUUCAGCAUGCAUUCCAAUUCUCCACCUCAAGUUUAGAAAUGUUUUAUUUUACUGUCAUUUUCCUGAUCAACUUCUCAGUACACCAGGAAGUUUUCUGAAAACAUUGUAUCGGUUACCUAUCAAUUGGGUUGAGGAAUUCACUACUGGCUGUGCAGAUAAAAUACUAGUAAACAGUAAUUUUACUAGAGGUGUGUUCAAACAGACAUUUAAAUCUUUGAAUCAACAACCAGACAUUCUCUAUCCAUCGAUUAAUACACAAAGUUUUGAUCAAGACGUUUCUUACGAUAUCAACAACCUGUUGACUACACCAAUAAGAGAUGAUUUCAAUGUUAUUCUCUCUAUCAACCGUUACGAACGUAAGAAAAAUUUGAUGCUAGCCAUAUCGUCUUUUAAUAAAUUGAAAAACUACAUGUCUGAAUCGUCUUAUAAUAAAACGUGUCUGAUAGUUGCAGGAGGUUACGAUACUAGGGUGUCUGAGAACAUUGAGCAUUUUUUGGAACUCAAAGAAUACGCUAGAGAGUUAAAUUUGACUGAAAAGGUACACUUUUUGCGAUCACCGUCAGAUACAGAAAAAUUGGCCUUACUAAAUAGAUGUAACGUAUUAAUUUACACACCAUCCAACGAGCAUUUUGGAAUAGUGCCCUUGGAGGCGAUGUACGCUUUGAAACCUGUCGUUGCUGUUAAUUCUGGAGGUCCAGUUGAAACUAUAUCGAAUGGUGAGAAUGGAUUUCUCUGCGAGCCACUCCCGGAUGAUUUUGCCACAUCACUCGCUAAAAUUUUGGAAGAAAAGUCCCUUCAAGACAGCUUGGGAAAAGCUGGUAGAGAGAGGUUCAAGAAAAACUUCUCAUUUGAAGCUUUCAGUGAAAAAUUAAACCAAGUUAUUGAAAACCUUGUUAAUUAACAUUUGAACAAUAAACUACGUCACAAUUUUGAUCCUAAGGUAAUCAUGACUAAAGUACUUGAGAUUAAUGUUUAAUGUUUAGCUGAUAAAUAAAUAAUAUUUUUAUUUCAAA
This is a messenger RNA of Nilaparvata lugens (brown planthopper), 1533 nucleotides long. Its product is annotated as alpha-1,3/1,6-mannosyltransferase ALG2-like. The coding region runs from base 204 to 1421 and encodes 405 amino acids. NCBI's taxonomy places the organism in Eukaryota, Metazoa, Arthropoda, Insecta, Hemiptera, Delphacidae. The transcript has a single exon. The record is from RefSeq and is a predicted model, not a curated record. Gene Ontology annotation, molecular function: GDP-Man:Man(1)GlcNAc(2)-PP-Dol alpha-1,3-mannosyltransferase activity; alpha-1,3-mannosyltransferase activity.